CUUCAGGGCAUGUAUAGACGGAAGACAACGUCGUCGUCGUCAUCGACGUCGACGACAUCCUCGACAACGACUGAGAAGCCCGAAGUGGGAACAGAGUACAGGUGAACGUGAAACCAACGGAGCUCAGGAUCGAGUCCAUCGACAUCGGUGGACCCAUUGACAGCGGGGCUUUGGAGUCUCCAGUCGUUGGCAACACUGCCGAUUCUUCAUCACACAACAAUAAUGACGACAAGGAUGGUGACAAAUCUGAAGAUCAUCGAUUCGACGACAGUGAAUCGAGGAUAUCCCACGACGAUGACGACAACGACGACGAGGGUUCGUCACAAUUAUUCGAAGACAUCCACGACUUGGUGGCUCAAAUGCCCCUGACUUCCGAACCAGCAACGGAAAGAGGACACAAAACGAAAGACCAGGAAGGAGAAGAAGAAGAAGAUGGUGAUGAUGAUGAUGAAAAUGGCAACGCUGAAGAGAAUAAAAACAGUGUCGACGCUUCCGUCGUUCCUGGAGAUUCGACAGGACUGACGACGACGACGACAAUCAAGACUGAUUCUCCGGAAGCGGAAGUGAAACAGAGUAGUAGUACAUCAGUUCCGUUCCCGUCUUUCGCGACUCAAGAACCCGUUUUGCCACUUCAGUCGCUUUUCUCUGUGGACUUUAAAUAAUUCCUCGUUUUUUUUUCUCUGAGUAGUUUUUAUUCUCAGCCUUCCAAUCAAGUGCUUAUUUAUUUAUUGCAUGAGGUACGAGAGAAAGAAAAAUAUGAGAAACUCUCAAAAUCCUCUUCAAAAAGUAAAUUCCUGAUUUAUUUCCGAAGUUACUUCCGUUUUCUGUUUCCUUUUUGAUUAGUGGUCAUCGACGUGAGAAUGCAGCCAAUUUUGUUGUUGAAUGUUUUGAGUGGAG
This is a messenger RNA of Notodromas monacha, 897 nucleotides long. The record is from the annotation of a GenBank genome assembly. Lineage: Eukaryota; Metazoa; Arthropoda; Ostracoda; Podocopida; Cyprididae.